Messenger RNA from Vidua macroura (Pin-tailed whydah), 4040 nucleotides. Its product is annotated as glutamine-rich protein 2-like. The transcript has 14 exons. Lineage: Eukaryota; Metazoa; Chordata; Aves; Passeriformes; Viduidae. The record is from RefSeq and is a predicted model, not a curated record. Bases 231 to 2000 code for a protein of 589 amino acids.
CUGUGACCCAGUGGCUCGCAGGGGUGAGCUGUGCUGCCUGGCAACGGGAGUUGUGAUGAAAAGGGGCGUGAGCAGAGCAGGCUCCAGUCCUUGGAUGGACAAGGAAGGAGGAAGGAGCCUGCUGGCUACUCAUCCUUUUUAUUAUUGCUUUUGCUCAGCCCUGACGGACCCAGCUGUUUAGGAAGGAUUGUGAGAAAUCAGGGACAGAGUCCCUGUCUGUGUGUGCAGACAUGGCAACAUCCCUGGACACACUCAGCCUCUCCCAGAUGCUGGAUCUCGCCAUCGGGAUGCCCCAGAAGGGAGCCAUUCACUUUGCAGCCUUGCGAAAACUGCUGCAGGCCGUGCUGGAGCACCUGGACGUGCAGUACCUGAGCAGCCAGGAGCCGUGGCCGGGCCAGCUGAGUGGCCCCUCACUUGCUGACCUGGCCACUGACAUGGGAAAGAUGAAGAGGGAGAUGGAAGACUACAAGAAACACAUGUCCAAGGUUCUUCGUGAGGAGAUUGGUGGGAUAAAGGCAGAAAAUUCCCGCAUAUCAGAGGACAUGAAGAAGCUCCAGGAGACACAGACCAUGGCUAUUUCCCAGCAUCAAGAAGAGAUUGCAAAGUUAAAGGCUGCCCAUCGUCAUACGGCAGAGGAAAUGAAGAAGGUCCAGAUGUCGCGGGACGAGGACACGACUCUCAUCCGGGAUCUCCGUGAGGAGAUUGACAAGAUCAAGACAACACAGAUGUGCAUGGAAGGAGACAUAAAGAAGAUUAAGGAGUCCCUUGCCUUAAUGAAGAAGCUGGAGGAGGACCUUAAAAAGCUGAGGCAGGAUGCAGCCAAGUGGAAAGAAGAGAGCAGUAAGGAGAUCUCUCAGCAAAUUGAGGCUUUGCGGCAGGAGACAAAACGUGAUCUGCAGAAGAUGGGAGAGCAGCAGGAGAUGAGGAAUGCCAUGCUGGAGCAGCUGGUGACAGAGACAGCUGACCAGCUGAACGAGCAGGAUCGGGAGCUGAGCCAGCACAUGGAAGCCAAGUUUUUGCAGAUUCAAAGGGACUAUGAGAAACUCAGCUUUGCCUCAGGGAUGCUGCAGAAGGACUCUCAACAAAAGCAGAAAGAAAUCACGAUGCUGUUCCAGUCUCUGGAGAAGCUGCAGAAGGAGAAAGCAAAUGUGCAGGACAUGAUGGCAGCAAUGGACAUGAAGGCGGACAAAGCUGCCUUGGGCAGCAAAGUUGAUUGCAGCCAGUUUGAAGAGAACAUGGAGGAGCUGGAUGAGAGGAUGCAGGAGUUGCAGAGCCAGAUUUCAGACCAGGAGCAGCACUGGAAUGAGGUGCAGCGUCAGUUCAGUGAUGCAAUUGAAGAGAAGCUGGAUCGCCUGGAGCUGAAGACUUUCCGUAAGCACCUGGAGGACUCCUGGAGCAGGAACAUGGAGGAACUUGAGAAUAGGCUGAUGCGUGAAAACGCUGCUGGCAUUAAGAAGCAGCUGCCAGUUCCCUUCACGUGCCUGUCCUGUGACCGCAUGCUCACCGUGCAGGUUCCUGGCCAGUCCCCCAAGACACUCCCGUAUUUGCAGCCGCUGCCCCCCAGCAAGGAGCCACAGCACAGCCAAAGGAGGCCGGUGGCCCAUGGCAGUGUCCCCGGUGUGCCACUGAGCUCUGGGGACCAUCAGAGCAGCAGUUUCAAACUGCCACCCACUCAGGGCUCUUUGCGGAACAAGGCAUUUCUGCAGGGACUCGUGACCCUCCCCAACAAGGCCCUGCCACCUCACGGGAUCACCGGCCAGGCUCUGCCCCCCGACACGUCUCCAGGACACCGGAGCUCCUCCAGCCACUCCAGCCCCGUGAGACUUCAACAGCGCUCAAGUAGCCGGGCAGGACUGGGAACCCAGUGCUCCACCAGGGACAUCUUCUCAGCAGACAGAAAAGGCUGUGACAAUUGUUGUCAGAGAAAUAAUUUUUCAUUUUAUUCAGUUAAUAAAAAAACCUUCAGAAAGACAGGCAGAGCCUUCUCCCACGGUCACUGAAAACACAGGGAUAAAUCAAACUGGCUUACACUGUUUUUACUAUUAGCAAUCAGGCAUCACUUCAUUCCCAGCACCGGGAUGCAUGGAAAUGGCUCCACUCAGCAUGCACACCCACUUUCUAAACUUUUCACUAUGUAUUUUAAGCAAAGCAAUUAAUGCUCAUUGCCUAUAAAUUACAUAUUUCUCUUCAUUAAUUAAUAUCCUAUCUUGCUUUUGGCUUUGAUUUCUCAAUUCUCAUGCUGUUGCCAGAUGAAGAAUUGUUUGCUCCCGGCAGGCUCCAUCCUAUGCUCAUUUUACCAAUGAACACUCCAUCUUAUGCUCAUUUUACCAGCUGGCACUACACUAUCAAAACCAGGAGAAACAUCGGCCGAGGAAGGGAGUGAAACUACAAUCCAUUGAUCUAAGGUUUCACAACUUGAAUAAGUGGCCAGCUAGACCAACUUUUCUCCUCAUUUGCAGAGAAGCACCAGUUCACCAGGUGGUCAGAUAUGACUGUGGGUUCACCAAGCACCCAGGACUGCCAAAGAGACUCCCAGGGCAGAAGAAAGCAUGUGCUAAGGGGAGGGAAUGUAUGUGAAUUUCUUGGGGGAAAUUAUUGUCAUAGGUAUGUUUCUUCUGAGCAAAGUUAUCAAUAUGAUGCAAAACAUAGUAUUUAAACAGGAGCUUUUCCUGUACACGGCAUGUACGCUGAGUGCAGUAAUCCCCCAUACAUCUGGCAUUGCAGUAAAGAAUGCCUAAUCCCUCAUAUGAAAAUGAAAGUGUUUGCUUCUUACUGGUUUUGAUAACAAUGGUAAUUAGUCCACUUUCCAGUCUUUUUAUGAUUUUAAUUUUUUCCCAGAUAUUGUCUUCAGUACACUAAAAGCUGAAUUCUCUUUGUUAAGUUUCUUCUUUACCUCUGGUUUCCACAACUUGUCCUCACAGUCUACAAAUUCUGCAUUCCUGGUGUCCAGUUCUCAGCCCCAUUUCUCUACCCCAGAUUUGUUCACUGAAUCACGUCAAGGUUGGUUUAGCAAAACUUAAAAGUUUCAGUGAUUUUCCCAAACGGUGUUCCACUACUAGCAGUUUGUACAAAGUCUUGCUACAUGCUCCAGCGGAAAACUGCACUCCUUAUGAUUAAGUAAAGCUGUUAUUAACAGAGUUAAUGAAAACAAAUAACUGGAAUAGUGAAUUAGAAAGUCAUAUCAUUUCCAACAAUUCCCCUCUUUGAAAGUGAUCUUAAUUGUUUCUUUUAAGAUUACAUCCACUUAAAUCAUUGAAUACUUAGGAAGACUGAAGACACUAAAAUGCAAUAAUUACUAUUCAACUACUUAAUAAAACUUUUGGGCAAAACUCGUAGUAUUUUAAAUCUAGGGCCAUGUGAUUUUGCCAGCAUUUUAUCUUGGGCUUGUUACUCUGGGGUUACAUUUGAAAGGUCACACAUUUUGGUGCAGCAACUAUUAUGAUGCUUUUCUCUGACACCCCUUUAGCAGCUUCCUCUGCCAGUUGGUUUCCUCCACUGAUUGAUGUAUUUCCAAAUGGAUGAGCUUUACAAGGCAUGAGAGCCACGCUGGCUGGUACACAAACACUUUCCAGUAGUUGUCUGAUAAUGUCUCCACCUUUGGCAGGAGAUCCUCGUGCUGAAAGGAGCCCACCUUUGUUCUAGAGAGCUCCAUGGGCAUGUGCUGCUCCAAAUGCACACUUAGAAUUAGCCCAUAUGUUCCCCUUCUUCCCCUGAGACAAUUGCAGGCUGCCAGAGAGUGAGCAGCUCAGCCUUGUGUGCAGAGGUGGUAAGAGAUAAUGGGAUGCCUUUGAUUGGGCCCUACUGCACACCCAAAUUUCUGCUUUCCUUUGCUCACAAAAUUGCUCCCACCUCUGGACAAUUCCCAGUCCAGAUCUUCUACCAGAGGAUCUCUUCUGCUGGAGCGAAGCCACUCCAUAGUUAGAAGACAAUCAUGUUGUGAAGCUUCUUUCUGGUAAAGAUUCCAGGAAGAUGGCUGGGUGCAAGGCAAAGAUGUCUUUGCAGCUCCACAUCAUCCUGAUCCAACAGGACAACUCGAUACU